GCCGUAAUUUACCAUAAUUUAAUAUGAAAUCCAGUCCUCUAACUUUUCUUUUAUUGUAAAAGGCCCCGCACUUUCUUUCUCAUGCAUAUUUAACUUCAAAAAGUAGAAAUUAAUUCUGUUAAUCCUCCAAAAUUGAUGGUAACGGGAUGAAUUUGAGCUGAAAUUUUUGCAUAUCGUUUUUUUCCUCAAACUUUAAGAUGAGUGGAAGCAGUAGCAUGAUGAUGAUGAUGGCGCCGGGAGGCGGAGGCGGCGGAAGAGGAGGAAGCAGCGGAGGCGGAGGUCGGUCGUGGCCGUCGACAACGUCGGUGUCGUCUUCAGGGAAGAGAAUACAAAAGGAAUUGUCGGAGCUGAGUAUGGAACCUCCGCCGGACUGCUCCGCCGGCCCCAAGGGCGACAAUCUCUACCAUUGGGUCGCCACACUGUUCGGUCCUCCCGGGACACCUUAUGAAGGCGGCAUAUUUUUCCUCGAUAUAACAUUUCCGAGUGAUUAUCCGUUUAAACCGCCCAAGGUAGUAUUCAAAACCAGAAUAUACCACUGCAAUGUUGACUCUGCCGGCAAUGUUAGUCUCGAUAUCCUGAAAGAUGGGUGGAGCCCGGCUCUAACUAUCUCGAAGGUUCUGGUAGCACUCAGAUCUAUCUUUAACAACCCCGACGCGUAUAAACCCCUUGUUCCAGGUAUUGCACACUUAUACUUGGCUGAUAGACUGAAGCACGAUGAACUUGCUACAGAGUGGACUCAACGGUUUGCCAGGUAAAUAUCGUAAAACUGAUUGAACGAUACCCGAAGAGUUUAGUUGAUUCCGAUUGCGAACUUCAAUUCUAAAAGGUACCAAGUUGUUCAAAAGACAAUCAACAUUUUCCAGCUUGUGCCGUAGAGCUUUUUUUUUUUU
Molecule: messenger RNA, 890 nt
Organism: Erythranthe guttata (spotted monkey flower)
Lineage: Eukaryota; Viridiplantae; Streptophyta; Magnoliopsida; Lamiales; Phrymaceae
Gene: FUS9
Product: Ubiquitin-conjugating enzyme family protein
Source: RefSeq, a predicted model, not a curated record